AUGUCAUUAGAUCUCUCAUCUGACUGUGAGUGUCCUAAUUGUUGGGAGGGUCCUCAGAAUGAGUCUGAUUGGAACCCCUGUUCCAACGAGAGUGGUAAUGGCUCUUUACAUUCAAGAUCAAGGAAGAAAUCCAUGCUUUCUUCUAGCAUGCAGUGCUUUCCUUCUCAGUGUUGUCCCACCAAGACAGAGAGUGGUAACAAAGAUUCAGCAGUUCUUCCCUCAGACGAGGAAAGCUAUGUGGAGUCUUCUCAAAACGAUCAUCUAAUUUUGAGCCUUGAGGAUAUCAAAAGGAAAAUCAAGCCAUUGAGAGAGUGGACUAUCCAUGAGUUACUGAGGGAGUUUGGGGAUAGUGGGAAGUUCCAACCAGACUCCAUGUCCCUGAGCUACUUUAGAGAUCAGGUGGUUAUGAAGCCCAGAAGAGCUCUGUAUUAUUCUGGAAUUUGGGUGACGCAUAUUCGAGGCUAUAAACCUCAAAAGCACUUUACAGCUAAUUAUUUUAAAAGAAACCCUGGUUGCCUACACCUGCUGGUUCCCUGGCUGACACGGGAACUAACAGCUGUUUUUGGAGAUUAUGGCUACACAGUGAAGAACAUCCUAACGACCAUCCUCCAUCACAUGACAGAAUGUGACUUGGACAGUAGUGAGUCCUUCACUCACCUCCUGGAACCUUAUCUCUUACAACACACACACCAUUUCCUACAUGAGUUUAUUAGUUUUGUUCAUUCACCUUACAACAUGGAGACCUAUGACCAGUGAGCCAUCUAUCAAUGCUCUCCUGCUUCACCAUGUGUAAACAAGAAGCCCCUUGUAUCAGCUCCUGUUUCACCUCUGCCUAAGGAUCACACUCUACUGAUAUCUCAACAUAAUACAAAGCAGUCUAAAAAUACCCAGGGUCAAUGGAAUAAAGAGGAGAGGCCCGUGUCAGGCUUGAAACAGUUUCCAAAUGGUAACCCUUCCUUGAAGAAAUCUGAAAUCCCACCAGUCUGUGAUAAAACAGUAAGCAAAACCUGUGGUGGAAUCGACGACAAAGCAGAAUCAGGUGACCACAAAAGCAUCAUUUCUAUGAAUAAUAUACUCCAGAAGUGGGCUACUCCAAGGGAAAGGUGCCCAGGCUUACUGAAUUGCAAAAAAAAAGUUCAAGAGAAAAAGACAGAAGGGAUAAAGUUGUUUCCUGAUCAUGUCCACGAUCUGGGAAAGGGUGACACAACUGCACACACCUUCAGUAUCCCAGCAAUUUCUAAUCAGGUGCAACCACAGAAAUAUAGUUUAAGAGAAAGAAAGGGUUUGAGCCUUGGCCAGAAGAUAAACUUUCAGAAAAAAGAAGAAGAAAAUAACAAAUACUCAGAUUCUUCACCAAAGACCUUUCAAAGAUUGUCCAGAGAAAGAUCCUUGAAAAGUUGCAAAUCCAGAAGAGAGAGAGACCCAUCUUGGAGUUGCAUUUCAGAAAAUGCCUUUUCUCCUAAGAGAGAUGACAGGAAACUGAGUUCUUUCAGAAAAAAGAGGAUGAAGUGUAGACAACCCUCCCAAUUUGUAGAAAUUGGUUCACACUCCAGGAGAAGAAUCCAAAGACGAUCAAGGUCCAAUACUCACAGAUCCAAAUCCUGGUGUGUUGGAUCUAGAAAGAGAUUGGUAAGCAGAGAAUCAAGUAAUCUCUCUCUGAGAGGAAGUCACAGAAGUGAACACUUCACCCAGAAUAUAUGCUGUGAGCCCUCAAAAGAAAAGCAUGCCCAUGGCAAUGAAUCAGACUAUGGGAGGCCAUCUUCAACCACAGUCCAAUACAUGAAGCUUUCUUCAACUGCUGGGAAGAGAUGCAAGUGUCCUUCUAAAAGUGAAGGUGCUUCCCAAGCAGGAAGAUGCUGUAACAGUCCCACAUGCCUACAGCUCCGGAAACACAGAUCCCCAAGUAAACAGGAGAUAAAGCAAGAAACUACAUUUCCUAGAGCUGGAAAAACCAGAGCAGUUAGGCACAGAAAAACCAAAUGCCAUUAUUUAGACAUACACACCACAGAGGACGUCAGUGAUGAAUUGGGCAAUCUGGAUGAUAUAAGACAGAAGAGUGGUCUGAGUGUGCACCCUCCUGCAGGAGGCAAAUCCACCAAAAACAGCAUUUGA
This is a messenger RNA of Nomascus leucogenys (northern white-cheeked gibbon), 2112 nucleotides long. RefSeq lists its product as uncharacterized. Gene Ontology annotation, molecular function: ubiquitin protein ligase activity. The record is from RefSeq and is a predicted model, not a curated record. Gene Ontology annotation, biological process: protein monoubiquitination; protein polyubiquitination. Lineage: Eukaryota; Metazoa; Chordata; Mammalia; Primates; Hylobatidae.